This is a messenger RNA of Mus musculus (house mouse), 2577 nucleotides long. It is a transcript of the gene Clec4f, whose product is annotated as C-type lectin domain family 4, member f. The coding region runs from base 1039 to 2382 and encodes 447 amino acids. Gene Ontology annotation, cellular component: membrane. Lineage: Eukaryota; Metazoa; Chordata; Mammalia; Rodentia; Muridae. The record is from RefSeq and is a predicted model, not a curated record. The transcript is spliced from 5 exons.
AGUUCCAGUGAGGACGCGCCUCAGGGAGCUGGCUGUGGGGUGUGGGGCACAGACUCUGCUGCAGCUUCUCUUCCAGCUCCUGUUCCCACGCCGAGCUUCAGCUCCCACCUUCCUCCUAAAACAUAUUGUAAACUUAUUUUUUGAUACAGGAUCUCAUACAAUCCAGGUUGGUUUCAAACUAAAAAGCCAAGAAUCACCUUAAAUGUCUGACCCUUCCUGCCUCCGUUUCUAUAAUGCUAGGUGUGUGGCACCAUGCCCAGGUAAUGUGGUACUGAGGAUUGAACCCAUAACCUCAUGCAAACGAAACAAGUGUUCUAUCAAAUGAGCUGUAUCUCUAAACCCCAAAUUGUCCCAUUUUUCAGCACAGCUUUAUUGAGGUCCAGCUGCCGUAAACAUUGGGCAUAUUUAAAUUGCACAAUCUGAUAAAUCCCUGUGGAGUGUGUUCCUGAAACCAUCUCUACAGUCAGGCUGAGGAGCCAGCUCACCAUCCCCUCCCCAGGGUUUGCUUGCAGCCAUUGGUGAUCUCUCGCAUCCCCUCCUGACUUCAACCUCACUUGUCAUGGUGAAGAGCAGUUUUCUUAUAGAGUUUCAUAUGAAAAAGGAUUUAAAAAUAAGCAUGUUCUUUUUCAGUCGUUUUUCAUCCACGUGAUCUGAGAAAAAUAUUCUUAGUAGUGUUGAGAAUUGAACCCAGGCCAGAGUUUCUGUUGUUCCUGCUCAUGUGUGUUUGUGUGUGUGUGUGUGUGUGUGUGUGUGUGUGUGUGUGUGUAUGUGUAGCAAGCAGCUAGCUAGCCUGCCUGCAUUCUUGCGUGGUCCAUCCCCAGAGCCUACUAGCUUCAGGGACCAGCUGGCUGCCCUAGGAUCACUCAAAGCUGUGUGUGGAGGAGUCUCUAAUGUAUCACAAUGCUGCAACAGAUAAAUUAUAGAGGCAACUGAAGGAAGAGUUUAUCUUGGCUCACAGUUUGAAGGCACAGUUCAUCAUGGCCAGAAGUCGUGGAACCAGGAACUUGAGAUCAUUCCCAAUUUGUCAGGGAGACAGAAAUGCAAGUGGCUAUCCAGAGGCUUAGGGACUAUGAGGAGAAUUCUAGCAGCUGUCACAAGGAGGUACAGAUACUGAAGUACCAAAUGGACAAUGUUAGUUCUCUGGUGCAGUUGCUUGGGAGCCAUCUAGAGGAUGUGAAUGCUGACAUCCUGCAGACAAAAGAUGUGCUGAAGGAAUCUGGAGCCUUGGCUUUGGAGACCCAGGCGCUGAGAAGCUCCUUGGAGGUGGCCAGUGCUGAUAUCCAUAGUCUGAGAGGAGAUUUGGAAAAGGCAAACGCUAUGACUUCCCAGACCCGAGGUCUCUUAAAGAGCAGCACAGAAAACACCAGUGCUGAGCUCCACGUGCUGGGCAGAGGCCUGGAGGAAGCCCAGUCUGAGAUCCAGGCGUUGAGGGGAAGUCUGCAGAGUGCAAAUGACCUCAGCUCCCAGACCCAGGGCUUUCUCCAGCACAGUAUGGACAACAUUAGUGCUCAGAUCCAGACCGUGAGAGAUGGUAUGGAAAGGGCUGGUGAAAAGAUGAACUCGUUAAAGAAAGAGCUGGAAACACUCACUGCUCAGACUCAAAAGGCAAAUGGCCACCUGGAGCAGACAGAUGCCCAGAUCCAGGGCUUAAAAGCUGAGCUGAAAAGCACCAGUUCCUUGAACUCCCGGAUUGAGGUGGUCAAUGGCCAAAUGAAAGAUGCCAGCAGAGAGUUACAGACCCUGAGAAGGGACCUGAGUGAUGUCUCAGCUUUGAAGUCCAAUGUCCAGAUGCUACAGAGCAAUCUUCAGAGGGCCAAGACAGAGAUGCAGAGUUUGAAGGCAGAUCUGCAGGCGACCAAAGCCCUCACUGCCAAGAUUCAGGGGGAGCAGAAUCGCCUGGGGGCCCUGCAGGAAGCUGUGGCUGCACAGAAGCAGGAGCAGAAGACUCAGAAUCAGGUUCUCCAGCUGAUCGCGCAGAACUGGAAGUACUUCAAUGGAAACUUUUAUUACUUUUCUCGUGACAAGAAGCCGUGGCGGGAGGCUGAGAAGUUCUGUACGUCCCAGGGAGCGCACCUGGCUUCGGUGACCUCUCAGGAGGAACAGGCAUUCCUGGUACAGACUACAAGUUCUGGGGACCAUUGGAUUGGGCUCACUGACCAGGGCACAGAGGGCAUCUGGCGCUGGGUAGAUGGGACACCAUUCAACAAUGCCCAGAGCAAAGGGUUUUGGGGGAAAAAUCAGCCUGACAACUGGAGACAUAGGAACGGAGAGCGAGAAGACUGUGUUCACGUCCGGCAGCAGUGGAACGACAUGGCCUGUGGAUCCUCCUACCCCUGGGUGUGCAAGAAGUCCACAGGGUGGUCUGCGGCCAGAGUAGGCUAGAGCUGAGUCUGUCCUUCCUGAGACUCCUUCAGCCUUGAUCUCACUUCAGGGCUUCCUGUCCUGUAUUGCCCUGUCGUUCUGCUAUUUAAAACAUGCUUGCCUCCUUCUUAAAGACAAGCCCUGCAUUGGAGUCCCCUCAGCACCCCAUGUCUGCCCAGAUAAGCCCUCAAUAAACACUCACUGAAUGGACAGAAA